Messenger RNA from Lodderomyces margitis, 3375 nucleotides. It is a transcript of the gene BEM3, whose product is annotated as Bem3p. Gene Ontology annotation, biological process: regulation of GTPase activity; signal transduction. The record is from RefSeq and is a predicted model, not a curated record. NCBI's taxonomy places the organism in Eukaryota, Fungi, Ascomycota, Pichiomycetes, Serinales, Debaryomycetaceae. Gene Ontology annotation, cellular component: cytoplasm. The coding region runs from base 1 to 3375 and encodes 1124 amino acids. The transcript has a single exon. Gene Ontology annotation, molecular function: phosphatidylinositol binding.
AUGCAGACGCUAAACAGUCCCUAUAUCCCACCUUUAGAGAUCAACAGGACUCGUCAAUCCUCAGCGUCAGUGACGACAGGAAAUCAUACUCCACACCCAGACUACCCACCGUCGGAUUCCCGGUUUGACCGAUCAAAACUAUCGGAUGAUGAGUUUAUUAAACAAUUAAUAUUUGAAAAUAGGGAGUUGAAGAGUGUGAUUGAAUCGCAACUGAAGACGAUUACAGAAUUACAGCUGCAGUUGAGGAAUCACAAUAUUUCCCCAAAGGAAACGACUGAGAUAACAAAACCAGAUAGGACCCCCGAUAAAGACGAAGCCCCGAUCCCAAAAAAGAGCCCCUUGAAGCUUUCGAAACCAUCAGAAAGUUCAUUAGUUUCCAGCGGUGUUGGAACGCCUCAUCAAGCCUCUACGCCAAACAUUGACGAUUUUCCCUUGUUGAAACAUGCUGACAGUAAAAACAAUUUGCUGAUUAAGGAGAAAGAAGCAUCAACUGAAGAUAAAUCACUAGAAGUCGAAGAGUCGCAGGGAAAAGCACAAACAAAUUCGCCUUACGAAGUCCCAAUGAGGUCUUCCCGCAGAAGGCACAUUAAGAACGAUCUUGGUAGGGAAUUAGAAGAAAAGGCAACUUCAUCUACUGACGAUACUACUAAAUCAUCGGAACGUCUCAUGCCUGAAGUGUCUAAAGAAAGGUCCUUGAAAUCUGAGUCAACGUCAGCCAUAAUUGAUGCAGAAGUGGAGGAUGUCAAAAACGCAAAGGAAUCAGGUCUGUCUUCCCCAGAAGCUACAAAGAGUGCACAACAAAGCAACGUGUCAGUUAACGGCAUAGUACUUGAACACACAGACAACACUAUCGAUAUCGCAGAUUCUAGCAUCAACGACAGCACAAUGCUUAGUCAAGAAUUGAAACCAACAGAUUCAGCAAAAUCCAACACGGGAACAACUGCCAAUUCCGCCGCUUCCCAGCUUUACUCCCAAAACAACAAAACAAGGAGAAGCAACAGUAGCGUUGCGUCUACAUACAAAUCAUCAAGAAUCAAACCACCUGGAUCACAGCGCACAUUAUCGAACUCAAAGAGUAAUGCUGAACUAGUAGCACCGACAUCAUUGAAACAGACACUCAAUGAUAAAAACGAUUCACGUGGCAAUGUGUCCUUAUACAACACGCCACCCAACAAUGCCGUGGCUAGCUUCACUGGCAAAGAGGAACCAUUAACACCCGACUUGGACAAUGAAAGCAAGACAGAAUCGUUCUCGUCAGCGAAAUUGAGGAUUGAGGAUGAUGAUCUUCCAUCAAGACCGGAUUUAUUCACCUCUGCAUCCAAUACAGUGCUGAGUCAGGAACUUGCAGCGCCAUAUGAUGUGUCACAACAACAAAACCAAUCUAGACCUACUUAUCAAACACCAACAUCGUCUGCACACAACAUUCAUCUUUCGAGCCCACAAACUCCUGGAUCUAGUUUCAGUGUUUUGCACACCCCCAAAAUGGAAAUGGACGAGUCCUCAUUGUUUAUCAAGCCUGAAGAAUUUCAUACGAUAUUUAUCAAAGUUGUCAGUACGAUCCACGUCACUUCGUCUACUGUACAAAAUUCUUCCAAAAAGGUGGAAGAGCCCAAGGUUACAAUGACGAUCAACGAUAGGGAAACUAAUAAGGAAAUGUGGCGGAUUCGCAAAACUCAUGCUCAAUUAGCUGCAUUUGAUUAUGAAAUAAGACCUAUAGUGGAGUAUUUUGGCCUCACUAAUUUGCCAGACAAGUCGAGCUUCUUAUCAACCACUCCAAGCAAAAUUGAACAGAGACGGUCGACUUUGCAAAAGUAUUUUAACUCGAUAUUUGUCAUGCCUCAUAUACCUCGCAUGGUUUUGUACAAAAUUUGUACGUUUUUGUCAUUAGACUUUGUCAAUCCACUUGAUGAUUUCAAGAGUGGGUCAAGAAAAGAAGGCUUUUUGGUGCGCAGGUACAAAGGUUUGGGUAACAGCUGGAAAGUGCGGUGGUGUCAAAUUGAGAGCCACUAUCUUGAAAUUUAUACUUUCCCAGGAGGUCCAAUUCAAGAGUCUAUAUCUCUACGAAAUGCACAGAUAGGACGACAAGCUACUGACUCGGUGGCCGAAGACAAGGGAUAUAGACAUGCAUUUUUGAUUAUGGAGUCAGCAAAAGCGUCUAAGUUGCAUUCUACAGCAAGCAAGCACUUUUUCUGUGCUGAGACAGAUGAAGAACGAGAUGACUGGGUUACUGCGUUGAUUGAGUUUACUGAGCCCUCACUGGAAUCGAAUGAGUCGUCGCCCCGCAACACCUACAUUAGCCAGGACACUCCAACUGAUCUUGAUAAAAGAUUCCUGUAUGAUACAUAUACUAAUAGUAACGACUCGACAUAUGGCAAUCGCCACAAUGGGGGUGACCAGAGUAAUACUACUGUUGCCUCAGUUUCCAGUGAAGACCAAGCCAAGAAGUCAAAACUUCGGAAUUAUUUCUCCUUUAGGAAUAAAGAAGCUUCAAAUGAUGAGCAACAACAAUAUAGCAAACAGCCACAGCCACAGUCACAGCAGGAUCAGGAUACUCAAGUACAUUCAUUUCCUUAUCCUCGAUAUGCACAACCACAACAACCAAAUUAUACGCCACCACCCAGCAAUGGAUACUACGCCCCUCCUCAGCCACCUGUGUUCAAUCAAAACUCAAACAACUCGGUACAGCAGUAUCUUGAUGACUUGAACAUUGGAAACGAUAUUGCCAAAUCCAUUUUUGGCCGAAAUGUUGAAGAGGCUUAUGAAUUAUCGCGACAUGAAUAUAUGGGUCGCGAAAUACCCAGCAUCUGCUACCGUUGUUUGGACUAUUUGAACAAAACAGGUGCAGUUUUUGAAGAAGGUAUAUUCCGAUUGAGUGGCUCGGCAUCUACUAUUCGACAGUUGAAGGAAAUUUUUAAUACGCAGUUUGACUUGGACUUAUUCCAAACACCAUUAAGGCCUGAUAUAAACACCGUUUCUGGCUUGUUCAAGACGUAUUUGCGAGAAUUACCGAAUCCUAUACUAGGUGCAUCCACUUACAACCAUUUGAAUCACAUUAUGCUCAACAAUGCCCAGUCGUUGUCUCCAUCACAGAUUGCAUUUAUCUUCCGUGACUUCCUCAAUGAUCCAAACAAUAUCGACAAAAUCAAUUACGAUUUGUCUUAUAUCAUAUUCAAGUUCCUCAGGCAAAUCAUUUCCCAAAAUCAAAUCAAUCGAAUGAACUUGCGGAAUGUGUGUAUUGUGUUUGUUCCAACGUUGAAUAUUAGUCUUGAGGUUUUGAGUACGAUUUUGAUUGAUUUUGAAUGUAUUUUCGAAAACGGCAAACCGAUCCUGGAUUCAAACAGAGAAGUAUUGGACCUUCAUAUACCAAAUUUUUAA